Molecule: messenger RNA, 399 nt
Organism: [Candida] anglica
Lineage: Eukaryota; Fungi; Ascomycota; Pichiomycetes; Serinales; Debaryomycetaceae
Source: the annotation of a GenBank genome assembly
AUGAUUUACUUGAAGACUGUACUUAACGUGAUCGAUAACUCCGGAGCUCAGCUCGCAGAAUGUAUUAAGGUCUUACGUCAUAACCCUAAAAACUUUGCCAAGGUUGGUGAUGAAAUCACAGUUGUUAUUCAAAAGGCUAGACCUAUGAAUGCCGAUAUUACAGGUGCAUCAGCCAAUAAUAGAGUCAAGAGAAGAGAUAUAUGCCGUGCUAUUGUGGUGAGAACAAAGUCUCCGUUCAGAAGACCCGAUGGUUCUGUUGUUAGAUUCGAUGACAAUGCUUGUGUGUUGAUCAACAAAAAUGGUGAUCCACUCGGAACCAGAGUUUCCUCUGUGGUGGCUAAAGAACUUAAAGACUUGAAGUAUAGCAAAAUUGCUACUUUAGCUCCAAAGACCUUUUAG